Molecule: messenger RNA, 1721 nt
Organism: Oncorhynchus masou masou (cherry salmon)
Lineage: Eukaryota; Metazoa; Chordata; Actinopteri; Salmoniformes; Salmonidae
Product: methyl-CpG-binding domain protein 2-like
Exons: 3
Coding region: 350-739 (129 amino acids)
Biological process (GO): DNA methylation-dependent constitutive heterochromatin formation; negative regulation of transcription by RNA polymerase II
Cellular component (GO): nucleus
Molecular function (GO): methyl-CpG binding
Source: RefSeq, a predicted model, not a curated record
GGGACGUGCUGAAAUAUCUGAACGUCACUGCCACCGCCGCCGCCUUUGGCCAAAGGAGAUCUGUAACUACUGGCGGGUCACUCGCAUUUUGGGAUAGUUGAAGAUCGAAUUAGGAAACCUGUCAACAACAACCAAGGAUUCAAUAUAUAUAUAUAUAUAUAUAUAUACCUACAGGAUACAACAGCGGAAAUAAAAGCUUUUCGCUCCGGUUUAGUGGUUAGUUCAAACGGCUUUAGUUAGAGCUUCACUUUUAGAUCGCCAAGUCAGGUGUAUUUAUUAAACACGUUGUAACGUAUUUCUUUGACUGAGUUGAUUACAGCGAUUGAUGUGAUUCCUAAUUCUACACUAAAUGGUUAUGGAGAAGAAGAGGAUGGAUUGUCCCUCUCUGCCACCGGGCUGGAAGAAAGAAGAAGUGAUCCGGAAGUCAGGGCUCAGUGCUGGCAAGAGUGAUGUCUAUUACUACAGUCCCAAAGGGAAGAAGUUCCGGAGCAAACCCCAGCUGUCCCGUUACCUAGGCAACACGGUGGACCUGGGAUGUUUUGACUUCCGAACGGGCAAGAUGAUGCCCGGCAAGAUGCAGAAGAACAAACAGAGGCUACGGAAUGAGAACCUCACCAUCAACAAGGUUUUGCUACGGUGUGCCCUAAUGAAAACGACUCAGUGGAUGGGUCUAGGAGGAACAGGGGCUGAGUGGGCGUCUCUCUCUCUCUCUCUCUCUCGCUCGCCGUCAUUCCUUUGAGGACAUUCAGCCACUAGAACAUUCUUUGAGAUGUGUGUCAUCAAGCUGAAUUGGCAGACCCUCACUGCCUGUGUACUUUCCCAAAGACACUUUUUGGUACAGAGGUUAGGUUUAUGAGCGGUUGUCCGCGGUAAACAAGACCCAAACCUCAGACUUGAGAGUCGAAAGAUGGAAGAACAAAAUCAAACCCUUCUCUGUGUUCUGUCGCAAGACAAAUGCCCGCUGUAAAUAAUGGACAUUAAAGUUGUAUUGUCUCAGUAACUCAUGGACAUUAAAGUUGUAUUGUCUCUAACUAAUGGACAUUAAAGUUGCAUUGGAUUGUCUCUAACUAAUGGACAUUAAAGUUGUAUUGUCUCUGUAACUAAUGGACAUUAAAGUUGUAUUGUAUUGUCUCAGUAACUAAUGGACAUUAAAUUUGUAUUGGAUUGUCUCUAACUAAUGGACAAUAAAGUUGUAUUGGAUUGUCUCUAACUAAUGGACAUUAAAGUUGUAUUGUAUUGUCUCUGUAACUAAUGGACAUUAAAGUUGUAUUGCCUCUGUAACUAAUGGACAUUAAAGUUGUAUUGGAUUGUCUCAGUAACUAAUGGACAUUAAAGUUGUAUUGUCUCUGUAACUAAUGGACAUUAAAGUUGUAUUGUAUUGUCUCUAACUAAUGGACAUUAAAGUUGUAUUGUCUCUGUAACUAAUUGACAUUAAAGUUGUAUUGUAUUGUCUCUAACUAAUGGACAUUAAAGUUGUAUUGGAUUGUCUCUGUAACUAAUGGACAUUAAAGGUGUAUUGUCUCUAACUAAUGGACAUUAAAGUUGUAUUGGAUUGUCUCUGUAACUAAUGGACAUUAAAGGUGUAUUGUCUCUAACUAAUGGACAUUAAAGUUGUAUUGGAUUGUCUCUGUAACUAAUGGACAUUAAAGGUGUAUUGUCUCUAACUAAUGGACAUUAAAGUUGUAUUGUAUUGUCUCUGUAACUAAUGGACAUUAAAGGUG